Molecule: messenger RNA, 1657 nt
Organism: Caenorhabditis sp. 36 PRJEB53466
Lineage: Eukaryota; Metazoa; Nematoda; Chromadorea; Rhabditida; Rhabditidae
Source: the annotation of a GenBank genome assembly
AUGCUACUCCGAUUGGCUCUGGCCGUUUGCUCCGUUUCCGUGGCCUGGGCUCUUGGCUCACAAGACAAGGACUUCCGGAUUCGAACGAAUCGGAUUUGGGAGGAUGUCCAGCCGCAGGAGAGCCAGGAAGCCGAGCAGGUCAGUCAGUUCUCGGGUCGAUGGCAGGACCUGGCCACGGAUCCGUACGACAACGUCGUCCACUUCGACGGCGAGAAGCAUCUAGCGAACGUGAAGCAGCUCACAUUCGGAGGCGAAAACGCCGAAGGAUACUUCAGCUUCGACAACUCGAAACUGACGCUCCAGGCGACCGGCUACGGAACAGACUGCGAUCAAAUCUACGAGCUCGACCUGAAUAUCAAUCCGAGAGCACAGACUUUGCGAAGAAUCAGUACGGGAUUGGGCGGCACGACGUGCUCGUACUUCUUCAAAGAGGCCGACAAUAACCAUCGUCUGUACGCCGGAAACUGGUGGAAUAUCAAGAUCGCCGUGAGUUUUUCAUAGUGAUGGAUACUUGAAACUUUGAAUUUCCUUGCAGAACACGACGGACGUCUCCAAGACUUGCCCGCAGAAACAGUGCGCCAGUCCGCAGACGGAGGAGCUCAAGCAAUUGUGCAAUACCAGUUACACCUGGGACAUUUUCGAUGACUACGAUAUUUUCAAGGUGACCAUACUGUGAAAGAACGUGAAUAUUUUGGAAAGAUCAGGUUUUUAAGGCUUGUUGCGAACCGGCCCGGGGGUUAAUACUAGAAUUUCAAAAAAUGCUUUUUGAGUCGUGCUGGAAGUAGUCCAAAAGUUCGGCUUUUUGGAUCGGCCUUUUGCUCAGCCCUAAUGCUUUUCAAAUCCCUCAGGUGGACCGAUACGGAAACUUCGUGCAACGUCUGACCUCUUCGGCCGGCUACGACGCGGAAGGCGUCGUGUCGCCAGACGGAACGAAGAUCGCGUUCACGUCCAUCCGCACCGGCGACCUGGAGCUGUUCAUAAUGAACUCAGACGGCACGAACGUCACGCAGAUCACGAACACGCUCGGCUACGACGGCGGCUCUUUCUUCACGCCCGACGGCAAACGGCUCAUUUUCCGGGCGAGCCGACCGAAGACCGACGCCGAGAUCGCCAAGUACAAGAAGCUGCUCAGCUACAAUCUCGUCGAACCGAUCGCGAUGGAACUGUUCAUUGUCGACAUUGACGGCCAGAACAUGCGACAGAUCACUCAUUUGGGAGAGGCCAAUUGGGCGCCGUACAUGCUCAACGACAACAAGAGGAUCAUCUUCAGCAGCAAUUACAACGCGGCCGCGAAUGGGUUUGGCGCCUUCAGUCUUUUCAUGAUCAACGACGACGGCACCGGUCUCGAGCAGAUCACUUUCGGCGAGAAUCAGUUCAACUCGUUCGCGAUGCAGAGCUACGACGGCAAGAAGUUGGUGUGGGGAUCGAGCAGGAACGGGACCAUGUACGAGUUGAAUCUGUUCAUCGCCGAUUGGAUCGAUAAUCCGGAUGCCACGAGCACGAGCAGCAGGGCCCAGCCGUCGACUACAACUCCGCAAAGUGGGUUCUCACCAUUUUUGCCUCUUUCUUUCACUAACAUCUUUUAGCGACCACAAAAUCUGCUGAAUCCGCUGUUUUCUCACUUCUCACACUACUUCUAACCGCAUGCUUUUACUAG